UCGAGUAUAAGCUGGCUGUGACGAGCCCACACCACGGUCCGCCGCUGAGUCUGGCUCACACGGGCAGCAUAAGGUGCAGCGUGUGAAGACAGGAGCGCGCCUACCUCAGCUGGGGGCUCUGAACAUCCGGCAGCGUCUCGAUUUAUUGUCGUUUCUAUUGCAUUGAACACACACGCGCGCAUAUAUAUUAAAAACAAACAACAGCGCCAUUAUGUUGUGGACGGCGAGUCAAGUCUUGAGGAAAUUCUCCACUUCAUCCCAUCAUUACCAGAACAAGUUAAAGCUAGCAAUUAUUGGCCAGAGCCUGUUUGGUCAGGAGGUCUACAGCAACCUGAGGAAGCAGGGGCACAAGGUGGUGGGUGUGUUCACGGUCCCUGACAAGGAUGGCAAGGCUGACCCCCUGG
Messenger RNA from Maylandia zebra (zebra mbuna), 404 nucleotides. The record is from RefSeq and is a predicted model, not a curated record. Lineage: Eukaryota; Metazoa; Chordata; Actinopteri; Cichliformes; Cichlidae.